Molecule: messenger RNA, 981 nt
Organism: Aspergillus neoniger CBS 115656
Lineage: Eukaryota; Fungi; Ascomycota; Eurotiomycetes; Eurotiales; Aspergillaceae
Product: N-terminal protein methyltransferase
Exons: 2
Coding region: 87-806 (239 amino acids)
Biological process (GO): N-terminal protein amino acid methylation
Cellular component (GO): cytoplasm
Molecular function (GO): N-terminal protein N-methyltransferase activity
Source: RefSeq, a predicted model, not a curated record
AAUUUUAUCCCGCAUCAACAACAUCACAUCGGAGCUGCACCGCGCUGCGCUGCGCUACACUACUGCUGACAGCAGCAACACAUACCAUGUCCACCCCCAGCGAUGCCCCGCCCGACUCGCACAUCGAUCAUGCCGCCUCCCUCCGCUACUGGAACUCCGUCGCCGCCAACACAAAGACCAUGCUGGGCAUGCUAGGCUCGUACCCAUGGUACACGCGUAUCGAUCUCCGAGGCUCCAAGACCUUCCUUGGCAAGGUCCGUCGCAUGAUUCCCAAUUGCCCGACGGAGGGGAAGCUCCCGCUCGGUGUGGACUGCGGCGCGGGCGUGGGUCGCGUCACCGAGGGUCUCCUCAGCCAGGUCUGCGAGCGCGUCGAUGCCGUCGAGCCCAUUGAGAAGUUCACCGAGGUGAUUCGGAACUCGGAGCUGAAGCGCACGGGUGUUGUCGGGGAUAUCUAUACAAUGGGUCUGGAGAAUUGGUAUCCUGAGAAGAACAAGUACGAUUUGAUCUGGACGCAGUUCUGCGUGGGACAUCUUACGGAUGUGCAGUUGAGGGAGUACUUUGUUCGAUGUCGGGAGGCGUUGACGGAGACAGGGAUUAUGAUCGUGAAGGAGAAUCAGUCCACCGAUCCGAUUGGGUUGGAUAUGUUUGAUGAGGAGGAUAGUAGUGUGACGAGGACAGAUGAGAAGCUUCGGACGCUGUUUAAAGAGGCUGGGUUGGUGCUUCUUGCGUCGGAGUUGCAGUUGGGGUUCCCGAAGAAUUUUAAGCUCUUGCCUGUGAGGUUUUAUGCGUUGAGACCGUCGACUUGAGGGGUCCCGGGAGAAUAUUCAGUGUUGAGAAUAUAGCGGUGCUGAGUAUCGUCUGCCGCUGAGACUCUUGAGUGGAAGCGGACUGUGAUGUCUUUGAUGCUGAGGUUCGCGCCCUACUAUCAGUGCGGACGCUGGUAUUGCGCAGCCCCGCUUGAAGGAACGCCCAGUUGUGCGC